GAAAAAUUCAUUGAUCAAAUUGAAUUUGAUCCAGUUGGCACACAUGGUUUGAUUGGUAUGGUUGCUUGGAAACGUGUCUAUGUAAACAUAACAACUAGAAGUGAAGGAAGCUGGAUUUUUGUCGUGAAAAACCUAAAACAACAAUAUUUGCAACUCAGUAAAAUACGAUUAAAAUGAGGAAUUCAAGCGAUAUUUUUUGCUUGAAAGAGCCGAAAUGUGGUGAAAACGAUGGCAACCAAAUAUUCUCCGUGAACGGAUCGUCUUUUUCAAGAAUAAACAGGCGCCAGCACCAAAGUAGCGACGUCUUCCAGUUUGGUUUACCCCCAAAAACUGAAGAGUCUUCCAAAACUCCUGAAAUUGCAACUCCUGAAACUGAACAGUCUGAAACUUCUGAGAAAAGCGACAAGGAAAGCCCACAGGAGGAAAAACCGGAACCUAUUUUCCAGAAGGCCCCUGGAGAGCCAAAUGUUUCUUCUUCCAACAUGAAACGCAACCCCGUGACGGGUGUAGGUUUAGAAGCUGAUGAGAAACGUGGAGCAAGAAGACAUUGCGGUCAGCAAUCCGGCAAAUGGAUGUGGUGAAAUGAUUGUGUAAUUUUUGAUUCAAUAAAGGACAUGUGAAUUUUCUAA
Messenger RNA from Tribolium madens (black flour beetle), 629 nucleotides. RefSeq lists its product as uncharacterized. The record is from RefSeq and is a predicted model, not a curated record. The transcript has 2 exons. The coding region runs from base 174 to 581 and encodes 135 amino acids. Lineage: Eukaryota; Metazoa; Arthropoda; Insecta; Coleoptera; Tenebrionidae.